AUGAUCUGGUACCUGCUCUACGCAUUCCGCGGUACCACAGAGCCCCCCAAGCUCUCGUCGGAGCACCCCAUCCGUAGGGCUUUCGCCAGCUAUGGGAACGCCACCGCCCGCCAUUGGCUCUUCUCGCUCCUGCUGUCCGUCGCCGUCGCCGUCUUCCUCUGCUACCCCGUCGUCUUCCUCUACGAGAGCCCGGCCGCCGGCGGCCUCCCCCACCAUGUCUGGACCUCGGUCAGAACCUACGACGGCCCGCUCGACGCGACUCCGGACGUCGAGAUGCGCCAGCUCUGGGUCCACGGCAGCUAUAUGAAGGCAUUGGAUGCGCGCGUGCUGCGCGACGCGCUCGAGAUCCAGGACACGCUCAUUGGGCCUGGCUUCGGUCACGAGCUGGGCGGUGGUGUGAACAUCACGGGAGACGACGACGCGACUGCCGAUGGUCCGUCGGAGGGCUCGCAGGAGCUUGCCGGCUGCUGCAGCGACCACGUCUCCGAGGUUACCGCUUGGAGCUGCCAUUCGCCGCUCAUGUACUGGAACUGCUCGUUGCCCGUCCUCGAGGACGAUGCCGAUGUCUUGCGCACGGUCAAUUCCCAGAGAGGGCGCCGAUCGUCCUACAAUUUCACCCUCCAGCCGCUCUCCGUCUUUGCUGGCAAGUCCUUCAAUGGCACCCGUCUCCUUGCCGCCGAUGCCCUCGUCAUUACCAUUUUCGACCGCUCUGGAGGUACCAUCGCCGAAGAAUUCGACAGGCGGUCACGCAGGCUGGCGCUCGACGCCUCCGAACGCUGGAAUUUCUAUCCUGUGUCCGGGUCCACAUACCGGAACCGCCUCUACGAGUUUCGGUACCAGCCCAUGAGCAUGAACGAUGCGUGGACCCUUGUCCUGGCCUACUCCCUCAUGCUAUUCUACGUGUUGUUUAGUCUGAGGAAGCUGAAGGCUGUCAAGAGCGUGUUCGGACUCUUUUGCACAGUCAUUGCUCAAAUGUUCAUCUCCAUCUGCUCGAGCUUCACAAUAUGCGGCAUCCUGAGGAUAAACCUGGCCAACGUACCAGGAGAAGCUUACCCGUUCGUCGUGUUGGUCAUUGGCUUGGAAAACAUGAACCAAUUCGUAGACCCGGUGCCUCCACCUCCAAUCAACCAGGCCCGCACCCCGGAGGCAUGGCUGAAGAUGCAGGAUUACAUUUCUGCAAAAGAGCUGAUUGACUUCGUCAAGCCAGGUUCUCACAGCUUCAUCGCCCGUGUUUAUGAGCCUCUGACGGUCGUCAUGAAAGAUGCAGACCGCAGAGGAGCUGCCAAUCAGGUCCCAUCUGUACUCAUAGCCCUCCGCGAUUUGGCAGAACAGCACUUUUUCCCCUUUGCCUUGGCGAUCGUCUUCGCCAUUGCGGCCGUCACCCUUCUCAUGAACUACUUGCUCUGGAACGAACUUCCGGAAGAGGAUGCGGAAUCUGGAAUCGGGGACGACGAACCACUUUCUGUGAGGAGCCUGCCAAAAUCUCACGAGUUGGAUGUCGUCAAAGUGGCGACUUGCAGCCAGGGGCAUUUCGUGGCGAUUAGCUUGGAUCGCCUCACCUCCAUCUGGUUCCUCGAUCAUCGGACGCAUGCGUACUCGCAUGUAAUCCUUCAAACCUCAGCUCUACAACCUCCGCUUUGGCCCAUAGUUGCAACCGCAAUAGACGACACUGGUCACUGGGUCGCAAUCCUGACAGACUCUGGCCGAGUUGCCCUGUGGAGCUUGGCGGAGCGGCGGUUCGUAAAGUCUCGGGUCCUUGACAUCAGGAGUCAAUCGCCAAGCGUCUUUGCCUUCGCAUUCCAUCAGAUGGACGAAGUUGAGAGGCUGAGCCUUCUGGUAGUCUUUCCCGACGGCCGUCUUAACGAGGUUGACUUUCGUACUGGUCAUCUUUGGACUCACCAGAUAUCUGAAGUCGCUCUGGCCAACGCGGCACUGUCGUGCUGUAUAAAAGGACAACCAAAGAUUGUCAGCGUGUCCAAGGACGGUGCCGUUCACCUGUCUUUUCCUUCAUCGGGCGAGUGGUCGUCCGAGACCCUCGACGCUGUCGAAGAUUGGAAGCAUCCGGACCCAACCCACUCAAAGAUCAAGUAUACAUAUCCGAUACCGUCCUUGUGUAUGUUGGCGGCGGUGCGGUCAUCUCAAGUGGAUCUCAUCGAUAUCCCAACUCGGACGCUUGUCCACACUUUUCAGACGGGGCAAAUCAAGGGGCAUACGCUCCGCGUUCUCCACUCGAAGAAGCAGAUAUGCGGAUGCCAUUCGCCCACUGUACCGGAUUUUUCGAUUGUAUAUACCGAUUCCGAGACGCAGGAGUGCAUAAUGCAUACAUACGCCCCCGGGGAAGAGUCAGCAAACGGUCUCAUUUGCCUUCGGCCGCCAGCGCUAGGGGAGGACGAACAUGUCACUUGCUCUGGGUUCGAGAGGGCUACGGAGGCGCUUCACUCGGUCAAGACACCGGGUUCAUGGGAAGCAACAUGCAUACCCUCGGUUGUCGGCAUUCGUAAGCGGCCUGCCAGCGACACUCCGCCUGCGAGGUCGACGUCGUCGGACGUGAGCUAUUUCCCCCUAACGGCGGCGUCUUCGAACCCGUUCCAAAACGGGACAUUGAAACACCGCGACGGCUCCUCCCUCACGGGCAGACAGCAGCCGAACGGGGGGUCGUCAGUGGCCAACGGCUACCAUCGAGUGGCGGCGGCGGUAUCUCCGGGCAGUACAGGGUCGGAAACCGAGGAAUGGGAAGCAUGGACGCUUGCGGCAAACGGUGAGCUCCACACGACCCCUCUGUUGCCCCGUCCACGCAGGGACUCGAUGAGUGAUGUGUACAUGGAGGAGGACUUUGAGGAGGAGCAGCUGUUCGUGUCAAAGCCGGGGCCGAUCGUACGGAUUGGCAAGAAGAGCGUGGCUGUCGGGUUCGGCAACGCUCUCAAGAUCAUCUCGUUGGGGAGCGAGAGGUUUGAAGAGGAGACGACGAACGCGGUCGUGGACUCGGCGACGCUGGGGCUGACUUGGAGGAAGAAAGCACAGGGAAAGAAGGCCGGGGAGCGGGAAAAAGAGCGGGAGCGUAUUGAGAGGAUGGAGCGGGAAAAGGCAUCAUCUGGCGGUGGGCUCAGGUGGGAAGGGCAGGCGUAA
Molecule: messenger RNA, 3126 nt
Organism: Lasiodiplodia theobromae
Lineage: Eukaryota; Fungi; Ascomycota; Dothideomycetes; Botryosphaeriales; Botryosphaeriaceae
Product: Srebp cleavage activating protein
Exons: 4
Coding region: 1-3126 (1041 amino acids)
Biological process (GO): SREBP signaling pathway
Cellular component (GO): endoplasmic reticulum membrane; Golgi membrane
Molecular function (GO): protein binding; sterol binding
Source: RefSeq, a predicted model, not a curated record